Molecule: messenger RNA, 232 nt
Organism: Nannospalax galili (Upper Galilee mountains blind mole rat)
Lineage: Eukaryota; Metazoa; Chordata; Mammalia; Rodentia; Spalacidae
Product: 40S ribosomal protein S27-like
Exons: 1
Coding region: 1-171 (56 amino acids)
Biological process (GO): ribosomal small subunit assembly; translation
Cellular component (GO): cytosolic small ribosomal subunit; ribosome
Molecular function (GO): RNA binding; structural constituent of ribosome
Source: RefSeq, a predicted model, not a curated record
AUGCCUUUGGCUAGAGAUUUACUAUGCCCAGGUUGCUACAAGAUUACCACAGUUUUCAGACAUGCUCAGACAGUGGUUCUUUGUGUAGGCUGUUCGACAGUGUUGUGCCAGCCUAUGGGCAGGAAGGUCAGACUCAAAGAAGGCUGUUCAUUUAGAAGAAAGCAACACUAAUGAUCUAUACAAUUUCCUGCAAUUGUGUUUUCUCACAGAAAGCCUUAAGUUCAGUUACUCU